This is a messenger RNA of Trichomonas vaginalis G3, 1332 nucleotides long. RefSeq lists its product as uncharacterized. The transcript has a single exon. NCBI's taxonomy places the organism in Eukaryota, Parabasalia, Trichomonadida, Trichomonadidae. The record is from RefSeq and is a predicted model, not a curated record. Bases 1 to 1332 code for a protein of 443 amino acids.
AUGAUUAGUGUUCGACUGAAAUCACUUUGCCUUAUCAUAACUCUCAUAGGAUGCGCUAUGGAGACCUAUGUUCUCUAUUACGAGCGCAAACAUCUAGAAAGUUCUCAAUUUAAAGAUCCGAAGCGUACAGAUAUCAGAUCAAUCCAAUACAACUAUGCAUUGCUUAACUACAGAUUUAUAUAUGCAUCACUCAAAUAUUUCUUACCAUUCAUGACAAUUUUCUUGUUCAAACCAUUAUCAAAAUUCUUCAACACUAACUUGAAAUUCGGAAUAUACGCAUUUUUCAUUAUUAGAGUUAUCCCUCAAUUGUUUUCAGAAUACUAUCGAAUCUUUCACACAGAAACUAUUUUCAAAUUUAACGUUUAUUCAAAGAGAGAGUUCUUCAUUGACUUCACUAUUGUCUGCUCCGUUGAUGCAAUAAUACUAGCAAUACUUGUUCAUAUAUUUACAUUGUUUACUGAUAUUACAAACGGAAGAAAAGGAAAUGGUAAAUUUUUCUCAGAAUCUGUGAAUGAAGAAGUCGAUGUUAACUAUGAUCUAUCCGGUCCUGAGAAUUUAGCAGACGUAAAUUUGGCUUCUGAGGGUGCAGUUAUCCAAAAUAGUGAUUGUUCAGGAGAUAAACUUCAUAUGCCACUUACAUUACUUAUAGCUCUUAUUGCAUUACAUAUUUUGCGCAGCGGAUUCUCAGAUCAAUACAAUCCAAAUUAUCGAAAUGUUGUAGCAGAACCUUUUCAUCCUUUUAACGAAUCAAUACAUUAUUUGUCAGCUAAUAAUGUUGAUUUAUUCAAGAAACGUGUCAGAUACUCAUUUUCUAAGUCAACUUUGCAUUCUGAAAUAAAAUUAUCAGGAUUAAUACAUCCAAAGGUUAUCUUUUCAGUUAACAACUUCUUCUAUAUACAGACAUUGGAAUCCUUAUAUCUUGGCCCAAUAAUUCACUCUCUUGUUGAAAGUUAUGAUAAAAUUAUUUUAUUCCUUGUAGAUAUAUCAAGAUACAUCGCAUUUUGCAUUAUACUCUUUGGAGUACUAAGAUUAGGAUUCGAGGAAUUCAUCUACAGAUCAACUCCAGUUCAUACUGUUGUUUUAUUCAUUUCUUUCUGUAUUUUUAUUACCAUUGAUUCAUUUUUCCGUAUCUUCUCUAAUGCAAUUGCAAGAAUAUUAACUCUAUCUCACGAUUGCGCAGCUGUUACAAUGGGAUUUCAGAUAAUGGCAACACUUCAAAAACUUUACACUGCAGAUGCUAAGGUUUUCUCACCAUCAAUUCCUUUCAAGCUGUUGUUUAUGAAUGAACCAACACUUGCCGAUCAUGUUGCUCAUAUUGCAACUUGCGUAUAA